Molecule: messenger RNA, 594 nt
Organism: Penicillium diatomitis
Lineage: Eukaryota; Fungi; Ascomycota; Eurotiomycetes; Eurotiales; Aspergillaceae
Gene: rho2
Exons: 4
Coding region: 1-594 (197 amino acids)
Biological process (GO): small GTPase-mediated signal transduction
Molecular function (GO): GTPase activity; GTP binding
Source: RefSeq, a predicted model, not a curated record
AUGGCCCAACAACAAAAUGACAAUGUGAUGAGGAGGAAACUCGUCAUCAUUGGCGACGGUGCUUGCGGAAAGACUAGUCUUCUGAGUGUUUUCACCCUCGGCUACUUUCCUACAGUGCCGACGGUGUUCGAGAAUUAUGUGACCGACUGUCGAGUUGAUGGCCGGUCGGUACAACUGGCUCUGUGGGAUACGGCAGGUCAGGAAGACUACGAGCGUCUGCGACCGCUGGCAUAUUCCAAAGCGCACGUCCUCUUGAUUGGAUUUGCGGUCGACUCGCCAGAUUCGUUGGAGAACGUCAAACACAAGUGGAUCGAAGAGGCCAACGAACGAUGUCCUGAUGUACCCAUCAUCCUCGUCGGACUGAAGAAGGAUCUUCGCGAAGAUCCAUUGGCCAUUGAGGAGAUGCGCAAGAAGUCCCUGAAAUUUGUGACAUCCAAAGAAGGAACGGAGACGGGAGCGCAAGUUGGUGCGCGUAAGUAUUUGGAAUGUUCCUCCCUCACGGGCGAGGGUGUCGACGACGUCUUCGAGGCCGCGACCCGAGCAGCGCUGCUGUCCUUUGAUAAGCGCAAAAGCUCAUGCUGCAUUGUUCUAUGA